GUGUGUAGACGAUAAAGCGAAGAGCUCGGCAAAUAGCAGAAUUCUAUUUAGUGAAAGGCAAAUGUCGCCGCGUUCAUGCCCAAGUGUAUAUACUCACACGUUCGUAUUCGGAUUCUAGAUAUUCUAAUUUUAAUUUGUGAAUAUUGAGUAGAAAAAAAUUUUAAAGUGAAACAACAACAAAAAAUUUAGAGCACUGCUGUCUAUUUUCGAAAGUCAUAAUUUUUCCAAAUUUAUCUAAGGUUUUCGCAUAAAAAAGCACACGCGGUGGAAAAGUAGUAGCUACAGCAAAUACAACAACAGCACGUCGCAGCACUAACCGAAAUAUUUAAACGGAAAACGGAAAUUGUGCGGCAUUGAACGGACGUUUGUUGUGGCCGUUAACGGUUUAUAUUUUGCGUACGUGAGUUGGUCGGUAAGCGCAUUCGCCGGUAAGACAUUGGCAGAAUGAAUGCAGUGAAAUAAAAAUACAAUAAAAAAAAAUCGAUGUAUGUAGAUACCUGCAUAAAAAAAUUGCGCGAUUGCAGUGGAAUGCUUAAAAACUAGCUUAGUACGCGAAACAUACAUUGUUGUGAAAAAUGACAAACUUUUUUGCACUUGCACGGAAAUUUCGUAGUUUGAGGUAUACGUGAGCUGAAGAAAAAACUCCGCGCUUUUCCGCCACCGAAAUGCUUGAAAUAAAAUUAAAAAAUAUCAUACGAAAAGUCGAAGCAACAAAUUCAUAUCGAAGUCAAAAUACAUACCACUAAAAAAAAAAAAAAAAAAAACAGACCAGAUGGAAUGAAGAAACCAUUCAAAGUGAUACUUAUUUUAGUAAAAAUAAAAAACGAGCACAACUACAAAGUAAAACAUAAAACCAGCACAAUCAUCUCAAACGAAAGCACAAUCACAUUACACUGCAGCCAAAAAUAAAAAGAAGACACCCACAACCAAACAAACAAAAACAAAUCAAACAAAGCCAUAUACACGCACAGCGCGCAAAAAAAAAUAAAAAUUUAUUCGAAAGUGCAGUGAAAAUUCAGCCUCAAAAUGGUCGACGACUUUUCACCGAUGCGCAUGCAAAAGAAGACGCGCAGCGCAUCCAUUUGUGCGACCACCGGCGCCAGCAUCGAAACGGCCAUACAUAAUAUGCCGACAUAUGGCGCAGCAUCGGGCAGUGCCACACCCGAAAGCGGUGGUACGCCCAGCUAUCGGCGUCGACGACCGGCCACACGGUCGCAGAGUGCGCGCAUCACCAGUGCCGCAAAAUCGGUACGCCGGCGAGCUCAAGCACAAGCGCAACAACAACAACAACAGCAACAAUACAACUUGGAAAAUGCGCGCUCCUACUGUACGAGUGAGCCGCGUCUUAGCGAAACGGAAACGCCGCCGCAAAGACGCAAAUUAUCACAGCGAAGACCGCAACAGCAUGGAAACAUAACUAUGACACGAUGUCCAGUAAAAAUGGGUCAUGGGCAGUCGAAGAGACUUAAAGUUUCUUUGACAUUCCUUCCGGAGUUGUAA
Molecule: messenger RNA, 1500 nt
Organism: Rhagoletis zephyria (snowberry fruit fly)
Lineage: Eukaryota; Metazoa; Arthropoda; Insecta; Diptera; Tephritidae
Source: RefSeq, a predicted model, not a curated record